This is a messenger RNA of Melopsittacus undulatus (budgerigar), 952 nucleotides long. It is a transcript of the gene TMEM221, whose product is annotated as transmembrane protein 221. NCBI's taxonomy places the organism in Eukaryota, Metazoa, Chordata, Aves, Psittaciformes, Psittaculidae. The record is from RefSeq and is a predicted model, not a curated record. The transcript has 3 exons. Bases 1 to 900 code for a protein of 299 amino acids.
AUGGCCGCCGCUUACCCGCAGCGGGCCCUGACGGUGCUGUUGCUCUUCGGUACCUUGGCCGCUGCCAUGGCCCUGCUCGCCUCCAGCCUCAUCUUCCAGCUGCCGUCGGGGCGGGUCGGUCCCGGUGCCGGUCCCGGUCGAGGGGCUCUGCCGGAGCCAGCGGCCGCAGUGCUGCUGCCGGUAUCGGCCGUGCUGGCCGCGCUCUGCCUGGUGCUCAACGUGAGCUGCCUCCUCCUCUGCCUCCUCCAUGGCUACUUCAGCACCGAGCUGUGCCGGGGGCAGCCUGGGCCCGACCGGGCAGACUGGUUCCUCCUGGACAGCCGCACCGUGCGCCACGCUGCCAUCGGCCUCUUCUGCUGCGGGGUCUCUGUCUACCUGACAGCUCUCGCCAUCUACAUGCUGCUGCUGUUUGAGUUGGAGGCUGGCAUCGCCAGCGCCUGCAUCCUCUCCUCUGGCAUCAUUGUCCUGCUCAUCACGGUCACCCAUGCCCUGGUUCGGGCUUCCCAGGUUUCCCGGCGCGGCCGCUCCGAGCUCUCUCACACUCUGUAUGAGAACGACUCUGCCCAGCACGGAGACUCCUCCACCAGUGAUCUCAACAACAAGAACGUGGCUGUGCCCCGGCCUCAGCCUCAGAUCCACCGGGAAUAUUCCUUCCCUCAUUUCCUGGAGCGCAAAUCCCAGCUGGGCUCCCCGGCCAGCAGCAACCUCACCUCCUCGGGCAGCCCCGGCCUCCGCUCCGAGAAGGAGAAUUACAACCUGCCCCGAACACACAGGACACUGUCAGCAGAGUCGGGUCUGCUGCAGGCACAGGGCAAGCCCUGGAACAGCAUCACGCAGGAGAUGAGGAACCUGAUGUCUCGCAAACCUGGAGCCUCAGGCAAGGACUCGACUCUGGUGUGAGUGGAAGUGGGACCUUUUCUCCCCAUCUCCUCCUAGGGGACCUGCAGGCACC